AUGGGUCAAGAUACCCAAUCUCGCGAUGGAAUUGAUUCGGUGGGUGACGUGCAGCAGCCAGUCGAGAUGGGUGAAGUCAUGGCCAAACAUGACUUACAAGACAUCUCCCAUGUCGAGCGGGUUCUAUCGCCGGGCGAUGACCUAAAGAAGGAAGACAUGGACUUAACCCGCGUGGAUAAGGAGAUUCAGAUGUAUGCUGCCCGAGGACAAGUGGUGGUUGAUGAGGCCACCAACAAACGAUUGAAGCGCAUGAUUGAUCGCCGUGUAUUGGUUAUCAUGAUCUGCACAUACUUCCUCCAGGCAUUGGAUAAGGGAACAAUGUCCUUUUCGUCUAUUAUGGGAAUAAAAAAGGACGCACACCUGGAAGAUGGACAAAAGUACUCGUGGCUCACGACCUGCAUUUACAUCGCAGUCCUGACAGUCGAAUACCCGACCAAUUGGAUCAUUCAGCGAGUUCCGAUUGCAAAGUAUCUGGGAAUAAAUAUCUGUCUCUGGGGUAUGACACUAGCAAUGCAUGCUGCCUGUCACAACUUCGCAGGCUUGGCCACUGUGCGAACCCUGUUGGGUAUUUUCGAGGCUUGUUGUCAGCCUAUCUUCGUCGUUCUCUCCUCCAUGUGGUAUAAGAGAGAAGAACAGGCUGCCACGGUCACGUACUGGUAUAUGAUGAAUGGCGCCCAGCAGAUUGUCGGAGGCCUAUUGGCUUAUUGUUUUACUCUCAUUGGAGGUGAUAAGGUUCUCAAAUCCUGGCAGGCUUUAUUUUUGACCUACGGGGUCGUGUCUGUGAUGUGGGGUAUCUUCGUCCUUUGGUACAUGCCCGACUCUCCGAUGCGUGCCAAGUGCUUCAGUGAAGAAGACAAGCACCUCAUGAUUGAGCGCCUGCGAUCCAAUCAGACCGGUAUUCAAAAUAAGGAGUUCCGCUCUUAUCAAGUAUGGGAGGCUCUCCGUGAUCCCCAAACCUGGUGCUACUGCUCCAUCCAGAUCUUCACAACUCUUCCGACCAGUGGUCUGGGUGCGUUUGCGGGUAUCAUUAUGACUGGCUUUAACUUUACAACUUUGCAAAGUCAGCUGCUGGCUAUGGUGUUGGGAUUCUAUAUUAUCAUCAUCUUAUUGACAUCCGCCUGGCUGGUGAAGAAGUAUAACCAGAAUCUUCUCGUCAUGCUCGGUUUUGUGGUUCCUUCGUAUAUUGGAACUAUCGUGUUGAUGACCGUUGCCAACACUACACUGGCCACAAAGGUGGGCCUGUUGUUCAGCUACUACAUCACGCUGUCUUUCUGGUCGGCCCAAACACUAUGUCUCUCUAUGGUGUCUAGAAAUAUUGCUGGACAGACCAAAAAAGCGACUGUAGUAGCCGCCACAUUUAUCUCGUGGGCUGCAGGCAAUGCGAUCGGCCCACAAGUGUUUUUAGACUGGGAUGCGCCAAGGUAUCAUAUUGCCUGGAGUGUACACCUAGCUUGUUAUGCUUGCAUGACUGCAGCUGUAAUAUAUCUGCGCUUCCACUUGAUUCGCCAGAACAAGAAGAAGGAUGCGAUUCUGGCUGCUGAAGGAUUGACUGCCGCUGAUCCAAACUUGAUCCACGCAUUUGAGGAUAAAACCGAUCGGGAAAACAUCAAUUUCCGAUAUGUUUACUAG
Messenger RNA from Penicillium odoratum, 1629 nucleotides. RefSeq lists its product as uncharacterized. Gene Ontology annotation, cellular component: membrane. The record is from RefSeq and is a predicted model, not a curated record. Gene Ontology annotation, biological process: transmembrane transport. The transcript is spliced from 5 exons. Gene Ontology annotation, molecular function: transmembrane transporter activity. NCBI's taxonomy places the organism in Eukaryota, Fungi, Ascomycota, Eurotiomycetes, Eurotiales, Aspergillaceae. The coding region runs from base 1 to 1629 and encodes 542 amino acids.